UACUCUGGACAUGUAUUUUAAGCGCCCGCCAUUACAGGGGAAGUAACAAAGGGUCGGGUAGAAAUCGGGAAUUUUAUCACAAUGCCGAUUCUCUAACCCCGGAAAGACUUAGAAAAUUGACUGUUGCCAGCUAGAGAAUGGCAGGUGGGGAAGGCGGGAAUGGUGCUGGCAGUGACGGCAGCGGUGGUGGCAGCGGUGGCACUGCAGGUAACACUAGUGUGUGUCCAGUGUGUGGCUACAACCAGCCCAACCUGAGUCAACAUUUGUCUCGUCACAGCAAAGAAGACAUUAUCCGUGCAGUAACCAAUGGUCAUCCACUGCCAGAAUUAGCCAACCGGCGGCCACCUGGCAGGCCUCGUAGGCCUUCUUACCCAAUUCCAUCUGUAGCAAAUGUAGCUCCCAUCUCACCUAGAACCAGCACCAGUCAAACACCAUUGCUACUUGCUGGAAAUCCAACUCAUGAACAGACCCUGGGAGCUUCCCUAGCACCAUUACCUCAAUCAUCUACACCACUGAUACAGCCUCCCCGAAAUGGCAUACCUCUUGCAGCAACUCCUUUGCAACAUGGUGCUGCAGCAAGCAAUUACCUUAUCAUUAGUAACAACAUGUUUCCUGCUGGAAGUGUAAUUCCCAAUAAUUUACAGCUAGGCAACAAUGGAGUAAGCUAUCUAAUCCCUAGUUCUGGGGGGCUUAUGCUUGCUGCUGCACCAUCAACUAACCAAACCAUUUUCGUUCAAACUCCCACCACUGCAACACAAUCUGUACCUAUUAAACAUCAGCCUGCUGCUCCUGUAUCUAUUGCUGCACCUGGAACAGUGAUUGGAGGAUUAUAUAAUAACCAGCCUCGCAGACCUCCAAGGCCACUAUUGCCAGAGCCUCCAGUCUGUUAUAUAGAGGAACCAUGUUCUCAACAAACCCAAGAUGGGGUUCAAUUACCUUCUGUAGAGAACUCGUACAGAAUGGAAGCAAAUACAAACCAAACUAUUUUAAGUAAUGAUAGGAAUUAUUUUAAGCAAAGACAUGAACCAGCAUCAGUAAGUCAGAAAGCAAUUAUAAAUAUAGGUAAAAAUAUAAGUAUUGCAUUGCCUAAAGAUUUAGUUUGGCAGAAGAAACGAUUAAAAGAAAUUAUAAAUCAGGAAUUGGUUAGAGCAUUGUUGAUGAAUGAUAGUCAGGGAGAAAGUGAAAACACAGAAAAUCAACCCUCAACUAGUACAGGAAAAAAGAAAACAGUCUUUUUUCCUGGCAAAAAUGGAGUAGUUUGCUAUGAAGUGAAGGAAGAUGUAUAUGGUGCUUCAUCUAAUGGCCUUCGAGGAGACGUUUCUGAAGAAUGUAUUGAAGAAAAUCCUUUAAGGAUAGAUUCAGAUUUAGAUGAUAGUGAUAAUACACAUGGAUUUGAUGAUGAUCAGCAGUAUGGAGAAAGUAAACAAGAAGUUGAUCCCUUGGCAACGACCUUGGUUGUACCCAUAUCAAGCAGAUGCAGAAACAGUUCAGAAUUUAAAAAUUCCUCCAGUAUUCACAUUGAUCCAAAUGUUCCUUCACCUGCUCAUAAUAUAACAAUUGAAAAUGGGUUAGACAGUUUUGCUCGUCAUGAAACAUUAAGUCCAUAUUGCAUACCGGUAAAUGAACCAAUUCAGGUUAUUUUUGAUGAUAGGGGUCAUAAUGGCCAUACAUCAGGCUGUAGUGGCAUUUCACAUGGUCAUACAACUGGCAUAAAUGUUCGUAGUGAUAAGGCUUCGUACGAAAGGGAUGGCCACAAGAUUUCUUUUGAAGUAUCCUCUAAUUCUGCUGAUAAAAAUAACGAAACAAGAUCAAAGCGAAUUUCAUCCAGAAAGGUUGAGGUUAGUGAUUCUGGAAUCAAUGUUGCCAUCUGUAAUGCUUCAAGAAUACCUGGCAAUUUCACCUAUGUUGAACAAACAUCUGGCAGUGCAAGCCAAAAUAUUGAAACAAAUAAAAGUGAGGAACAGAAUGAAAGUGGGUUGUGCUGUGAAGAUGAACCACCACUUAGUUUUUUAACAUCUGACCGCACCCUUAAUACUCUCUUAGAUGAUUCAACUUUACAGGAAAUGGUAUAUGUUGAAGAACAAGUGCUUGGAGCUGUUGAAGAGGUCUUUGCUGGUGAAAAUUCUUCAAACCUACCAAGUACAAGUUCAUCGAUUGUGAAUGGAACCUCUAGUCAAAAAAUGCCCCCAAGAAAAAUGAACAAAUCCUAUGUGACUGGCUAUGAGAAGCAGCAUUGCAUACCUUCUACGCUUGAAGAGAAUGAGAGAGAGAAGAAACAGGAUGUUAAAUGCAAGAUUGAACCCCUCUGUAGUUCACAGUCCAGUUCUUCCGCAAGUAGAACAGCAUCUUAUCAGUCAAAUCAAACUUGUCAGAACCAACCAGUGCUGAGUUCUUCCACCAGCUUAGGGGAAAAAAUUGAAACAUCAACACAAGAACAGGAGGAAGAGUUAGUAGAUGACCCAAGUUUAGUUGGGGAUUUAGGAAAUGAAAAUAUCUUUCAAGAUGACCAGAUGUUUGAACGGGAACUGAACAGUCAGCAAACAGAGGAAGUUAUGUCCCUGAAAGCAUCAGAAACCUUAGCUGACAGUGAUAGUGAAAGAGCCACACCUCAUGAAGAACUACAAGAUCUUAUGUUCUAUGAUCGAAGCUGCAUGUUUGCUGGUGAGCCAGGGCCAGCGAACCUUUCUCCAAGAACAUAUCCUUCAAUAGACUCCUCAGCCUUCCAUGCUUUGACACCUGCACUUAUUACACCUCUUGAACAUACAGUGCAGAUUGAAUCAGGGCAGAAUGGAUCUAUAUCAAGCCUUGUUGGAGGACAUACAGAGGAUGGUGUAGUAGAAAUGCCCCCUGCAGAAACAACAAUGCAUCUUGCUGCUGAUGAAUGCUGUACUGUUUUACCACCUAUGGGUCUUAAUAUUACUCAGUUGUUCCCCACAUCCCAUCAAGAAACUGCAACUUCUACUUCCUCAUCGCAUUUUUAUAAUGGGAUUGUCUCACUGACACCAUCACAAGUUACUUUUGCUGACUUGAUGGAAGAUUCAAAACUCGGCUCUAAGAUGCUGUCACUUGAAAACACCUGCAAUAAUCUAAAUCGCCAGCUGUCUCCAGUCCCAUCAACUUCUGGUCUUCAAGUCUCUAACCUUCCAAAACCUACCAAAGAAGAUGAGGACUAUGAAUUUGAGUACGAGUCUGAUUGUUAUGGUGACAGUGAUUCAGAGUCAGGUGUUACCAAUCGUGGUCCUCUCGACCUAGAUCACUGGAAGUGUCUUGAGUGUAAUAAAAUGUUCAAGAGUCUUAAGGAAAAGUUACUCCAUGCUGGUCAGCAUUCACCUUGUGCAGAGGCUAUGGAAAAAUCGGGGGCAAUUAGAAGUGCAGCACAAGUCAAAUUAAUUCAGUUAGGGAUUAAAAAGGAUGCUGAGGAAGAUUCAGGCAUAUCACUAUUGCACUGUAAAGAAGAAAUGGGUGCAAUGCAAGAUGAAACACGCUCAAUGCUAGAGUCAUUUGCUUCAAAUGGGGAAUACAAAUGCCCUGAAUGUAGUUCAAGAUUCCCAUCAGCAGAGACACUCUUUGAACAUCGAAAGAUGGUUUUUAAAUCUCGUGUCACUUGUCAGAUAUGCCAUGUGGUAUUCAAAAAAAGAAUCUUAAAAAUAAAACAUAUGAAAACACACACGAUGGCAGACUUGAAGUGUCUCAUUUGUAAUCGUACGUAUCCAAAUCGGUAUUCUUGGUCUCAGCAUCAACUCUUCCAUAUGGGUUUGGUGCUCUUUGAAUGUAAGGAAUGUGGUAGGAGAUUCCAGAGGAGAUCAGAAUUAGAGGUGCACUCACGGACUCACACUGGUGAACGACCAUUUCAUUGUGUAUCAUGUAGUAGCGCCUUUGCAACGCGGCAAGCUCUCAAGCGGCAUUUGGUCACUCAUAUGGAUGGCCAAGAGGUUGACUGUGAUGUUUGUCAAAAAACCUAUAAAAAUAUUGUAUGCUUAAAUAAGCACAAGCUUAAGGCACAUUCAAAACACAAAGGUAAAACUAAGGUACGGAGGGACUUCAUGUGUAAUACGUGCAAUGAAGUCUUUCCCUCUGAGAAAAAAUUAGCAUGGCAUCGAGAAACUCACGAGAGAUGGCCUAAGAAAUGCCAGCAGUGUGGAGAGUGCUUCAUUCACCAGUCCAGUCUGACCAAACAUAUCCGUCAGAAACAUGAUCCACACCACCAAACGUCAGAUGGAAAAUCCGAAAACAAUUCAACUUGUCAUGUAUGCUGCAAAGUGUUUAAGAAAUCUUCACUUGCCUUACAUUUACGGACGCAUACUGGAGUAAAGCCCUUUAAGUGCAAUAUAUGUAACCGAAGUUUUGCAGUGAAAUGUAAUUUAGAUGCUCAUAAAUGGGUUCAUAUGGGUGUGCGUGAUAGGCCACAUAAAUGUAAGCUAUGCGAGCGAAGUUUCCAUCGUAAAAAGGAUUUAGAAGCUCAUAUACGUAGUCAUAAAAACAUUCGUCCUUUCACAUGCAAUGAAUGUGGAAAAUCUUUUAUUCAUAAAAAUAAUUUGCAGCUGCAUGUACGUGAGCAUUCUGGUGAAAAACAGCACAAGUGUGCCUUUUGUGGUAAGGCUUUCUUUCGGAAAUACAAUCUUGACAAUCAUGUCAGGAUUCACACGGGUGAAAUGCCGUAUGAAUGUACCAUUUGCCGCAAAGAUUUUACUCAAAAAAGUAAUUAUAAUGUACAUAUGAAGGCAUUCCAUGUUGAGAGACAUGCUGUUCAUGAAGAAUUGUAAGGAAAUUUUAACUGUAAAGAAACUUAGGUACAAAUGUCUAGUUUCUGUUGGCAAAGUAUUAAUCAAAUGCGAAGUUAGAGAAUGUCAUCAUUCAGUGCCAGAUACAGAAAUAAUAUUUUUCUAAAAAGUAUAGAUAAUGUAAAAUAGAAACAUGAUAUAAAGGCAGUCUUUUAUUGUAGACAAUGUUUUGCACAGAAGGAGCUUUAUCAAGCCAAUUGGAAAGAACACAGAAAAUAAGAGCUUGUAUAUCCUAGUCGCAAAGAGGAAGGGGGAAUGUGUUCAUGGAUUUGGAUGGCUAUUCAUUAAUUGGGCCUGGUUGUGUCAUGUUAAUUAUUUUUGCUUCUGGUGAUCACAGUGCUCAAUUGCUUAACAAACCUUUUCCAGCAAAUCGACUUCCUCUUGCUUUCUCUCUACUAUUGCAGUGGAAUACUGUAUACAUACUAUGUGUAUAAGCUCAUCUUUUGCUGUGUCUUUCAGUUAGCAUAAAGCUCAACCCAAGUGAAAUAUUACCUGUAUUAAAGGCUUGUCUUUAUGUUGUGUUGCUGUUAAUGUCUUUGUUGGCUGUCCUUGCCAAACAUCUAUAAAUAACAUAAUUGACUGUCCAUACAUUAAGUAAACAAUGGUAGAAAUAAAGUAGAACCCCGAUAAUCUGCUUCCAUUGGUUCUCUUUGCCACCCAGUUUUAUGUUGGCAAUAAGUUCCAGCUCUUUUAGAUGUGGCCAGCAUUUUAAACAAGGCUAACCUCUCAAUAAUUUAUUAGUUUUAUUAAUCUCUGUGAUUGAAUUAUUUUAAAAUUGUCUAAUUUUUGCAUGGUAUAAAAAAAAUUUAAAGUUAAACCUCUCAAGAUUUCACUGUAUUUUUCAACUGCAAUUAAUGCGUUUGUUUUUAAUGUGUAAACUUUAUACUCAUUAUUUUUUAAUAAUUUUCUUCUUAUUUCAGUGUGCUUCUAUUUUUCUUCUGUAUAUUUGAUUAGGCAAAAUUAAUUUUGCACAAUCAGUCCUGUUCAUGAAGGUCACAAUGCUAUGGCUGGAGCAAUUUACAACUAACUAAAAAUUUGAAGAUGAAAUUUUGGACCACCUUUCUGUCCUGACAUAAUGUUUCAGGAAGGACCGAAACAUUGUCUGAAGUUUCCCCUACAAAUUGUAGGUACCUGUGAAUUUUGUUGUGAUUGCAAGUGCUAAAUGGUACACUUGUAUUUAGCCAAAUUUGACCAUGUGAAAUUAUUUACUAAAUGUUUCAAGGUUCUGUAGUUGAAAUGUCUCGAUAGAUUAUAGGAGGUUAUAUCUUCAAGGAAGGGAACUUCCCAUUGGAAAUAGCUAUCAGAAUUUUUUUUAUAAAUAGGCAGUUUAAAUGUAUGAAAUUUUAGUUUAAAAUAAAUUUACUAACUUUAUUAAAUUGUGUAGCUUCAGAUAUACAACAUAAUAUUUUCUUAGAUAAUGUACAGUCGAACCCCGAAAAAACACUCAUCAGGGUCAGGACAUCUAUGAAAAAUAUCUGUGCAUCUAGGGGUGCAUGAAGUCUAAGUUGCACGUACAGGGAGGGGAAAAAUGAAAAAUGUGUACUUACAACUCACUGUAGUAGUAGAAGUACUAAUAGUAGUAGUUCUCUUUCUAAUGUUAAUCCCCCAGAUUUGUGAUGAUUUGGUUCCUAAAUGUCCUCAUGAUUUCAGAGUUUGCAAAUACCACAGUAUUGUUUGUUUUGGGCUGAUUUUGCUUUUCAGAGGCCAUAUUUCUUUAAGUAUUGUUCUAAUCUGGUUAAUAUUAACAUUAAUAAAGUAAAACGAGAAAAGAGAAAUUUGGGUGCGAGCAAUCCAGCAUGCAUAUUUUAAACAAAACCCAUCUAUUAGUUUUCAGUUUAGGGGUCAUGCAAGUCAAAUAAGGAUAAUGAGCACAAGAACUUGUAAAGACUGUAAUUGAAGUUGUUCGUGAAAUGGCCUUCAGUAAGUGUUGUGUAGUGAAAGUGAAAUACUGUAUUCCCACCUUCCAUGCAUACUUCAACUGAUACUUGGCCUAUCGCACCCAUUAUGACUUCCAUUUCACACUUGUGCUAACGUUACCUCUACUAUAACCCCCCCCCCCCCUUUAUACACCCACUUUCAAAUGCAAUGCAGCAUGACCCCUGCUAGUUUUGCGCUUGAUUUAAAUGCAUCAUAAUAAUAGGAUUAAUCGAAGCACAUUAGUUAUGAAGCUAAUAAAUUUAAGGGUUUGGCUAUACUGUAUUCAUUUGCACUAAAUACUCUGUGUUGCCACAUUAAGCUGAAAAUACAAUCAUUUUCAUGCUCAUGUUCAUAAUUUAGAUAUAUGGCAUAAUAUAUUUGUUUUAAAAUUUGCAUGUUAAAGCCUGUAGUAAUUAUUUUUAAUUCAUGUGCAUAUGCUGUGGUAUCAGUUUGCCUUUGAUGUGGAGUAUUGUAUAUAAUGGUAUUGGUGAUUUGGCACUUUCUCGCUCUUUCUUAACAGUGUCCAGCACAGACCAGAUGUAGAUUUGUGAUCCUGAGUAGAGAUAUAUCAGUUAUAUCUUGGAACUUCAUGGAAAAAUUAAAUAUAAUUUAAACAGCAAAAUGCAUUUUAAAUAUAUUUAUAUAAAAACUCCACUAGAGGUUCAUAACAUCAAAAAAUCCCGAGAUUACAGAAAAACAUUCUUGAGAGCUUGCGAGUAUCCAAGAAAAUUGCUAGUUUAGGGGGUUCGGCUAAUUGUUUAUAAUCAGUAUACAGUUUGUAAAUUUUUUAAAAUCAGCUUGUAUCUAUAAUACAAAUUUACAGACUAACGUGGUUCUACUUUAUAUGCAAAAAUAUAGCAAGAAUUUUUUAAUUUGAGAUUCAUUUGAAAGAACUUGAUGGCAUUUUUUUAUAAAUUGGUUCUUAAGUAUUGUAUAUGAAGAUUUUUAUAUUAUAUAGGAGUUUUAUAACUUGAAUACCAACAGAUUUAGCAGAUACAAUUUUUAUUUUAAUUGUAACUUUUUAAAGUACCAAGUGACGAGUCAUGCAAUGUUACUGAGAAGUACAGUAUUGUAAUUUUGUGAAACUUAUUGGUGCAAUAUGUAUAUUUAAAUUUUUAGCUUAUAUGUGCAUUGUGAAAGAUCUGUAAGAAAACUGUAUGGUGUUGAAUAAAAGUGUUUCAUAUGAUAACUGUUAUGAUAUUAUGGUUGUGUGAAAUUUGUUAUCAGCUCUGUAGGCUCAAGUUUAGCCUUUAUUCUUAUAGUAGUUCCUUAACAAAACUGCCACAGAAUUAGUUACCUUAAAUUUUAGAUUACAUGUUUCUUAGAUUUUUGUGUAUAAUUGCCACCUUUUGACUUUCAACCGACUGAAGUGAUUGAGCCGUCCUAUUGUUUUUUGAACCCUCGUGUAGAGUCUAGUUCCACUAUGUUUAGUCCAUUCCAUUUCUUUACUACUGAAAUGUUUUCUGAUAUACCUGCAGCUUAUUGGGGAGGCAGUUUCCAACUGUGCCCCAACAUCUUUUGAAAAGCCUAUCCUGUUUAUUCUUCAAGAGUAUUUUGUAUGUUGUUCUAUAUUCCCUCUUGUUCUUCUGUCUAAAUAUGUAGAUCAUUUCCUUCAAUUCAUGCCCCAGUCAAGAUGCACUCCUUUAAUUGUUUUUUCUGUUUUCACUGUGUUACUAGAUGAGGGUUCCAUACUACUACAUACUCAAGAAUCAUUUAAAUAAAUAAGGUCAAGUGUUAUGAGUCUGUUCUUGAAUGCCACUCUUAUGUUUGCACACUGAGUUUGUGCUGCUGAUCAUUUUUUGUGUAUGGGCCUCAGGAAACAGAUUUGGGUUAGUGUACCAUCUGGGAAGGAAGAAGAGUUUCAUUGCUUUUUCCUUCCCAGAUAGUACAUUACUGUCUUCAGUCUCCUUUUUCUUUUUCCUUUUUCAGUAACUAUUUAACAUGUUUCUGCAUUCUUCCAGGUCUUCCUGCAUUUUUUCUUUCUUCCAAUUAUAUUCUCAUUAUUUUAGCCUCUGCCAACAAGAAUUUGUAAGAAUUAUUUUUAUUGUGUGUGUGUUAAAAGACUAAACUUUUAAGGGUCAUACAGUGCUUGGGGAAUGGGAGGUAAUCAGGUUUGAUCUAAGGUAGGGAAGGGUAGCUCUGAUUCUUUUGAUCACAAACCUUACACCAGCAUCAAGGCACCCACUUGAAGAGUAUGUAGGAGUUAGUUCCUGUAUUCAGAUCAUUAAUACAUAAGGAAUAUAGAAUCCAAUAUUACUGCUUGUGGGGCUCCACUAGUUAAGCUUUCCCAUCCUGUUACUCUAUAUUGCAAAGUGAUUGUUUCCCAUUGGUCAAGUAUUCCCUUAACCAUGCUGAUGCAGUGGAACCUCGGUUUUCGUAUUCCUUAGUUUAUAUGUAAAACUAUAGUUCUUUUUCUUUCAACGCACCAGCCAUAUCCCACUGAGAUGGGGUGGCCCAAAAGGAAAAACGAAAGUUUUGCCUUUUAAAUUUAGUAAUAUAUACAGGAGAAGGGGUUACUAGCCCCUUGCUUCCGGCAUUUUAGUCGCCUCUUAUGACACGCAUGGCUUACAGAGGAAGAAUUCUGUUCCACUUCCCCAUGGGGAAAACUAUAGUUAUUCUCUAUAAAAUGUAUUUUUGUUAAUAUUUUUGGGUGUCUGGAACGGAUUAAUUGGAUUUACAUUAUGUAUUUCUUUUGGGAAAUAUUGCUUCAGUUUUUGUAUGAUUCAGUUUAUCAUUACUUUUUCAAACAGAUUAUUCAAGAAAACUGAGUUUCCACUGUACCUUUUCUUUUACCCAAGGUUAUUUCUCCAAUUUAUUAGGUGGCCUUAACAUGGUACUGUACAUACCAAAAGCUUUCCUUCAGUCUGUAAGCGUACAAUCUUAACAGCCAUCUCCCACUGAGGCAAGGUGACCCGAAAAAGGAGAAACUUAGUGGUGUUUUUUUUUUUUUUUUUUUUUUUUUUUUUUUUCCCCCAACAAGUCGGCCGUCUCCCACCGAGGCAGGGUGACCCAAAAAAGAAAGAAAAUCCCCAAAAAGAAAAUACUUUCAUCAUCAUUCAACACUUUCACCACACUCGCACAUUAUCACUGUUUUUGCAGAGGUGCUCAGAAUACAACAGUCUAGAAGCAUACACAUAUAAAGAUACACAACAUAUCCCUCCAAACUGCCAAUAUCCCAAACCCCUCCUUUAAAGUGCAGGCAUUGUACUUCCCAUUUCCAGGACUCAAGUCCGACUAUAUGAAAAUAACCGGUUUCCCUGAAUCCCUUCACUAAAUAUUACCCUGCUCACACUCCAACAGAUCGUCAGGUCCCAAGUACCAUUCGUCUCCAUUCACUCCUAUCUAACACGCUCACAGAAGGGGUUACUAGCCCCUUGCUCCCGGCAUUUUAGUUGCCUCUUAGGACACUCGUGGCUUACCAAGGAAGGAUUCUUCUCCACUUUCCCAUGGAGAAUUCAACAUUUCUUCUUAGUAAUAUCUUCUAGCAGUGUGUACAUUACAUACAUAGGGGUAUUGACCUAGUUAAGAGGUUCCUGCCUCCCACCUUUCUAAAUAUUAGUUUCACAUUGGCUCUUCCAGUCUUGAAAUUUUCCUGUCAGUGAUUUGUUAAGGAUCUGUACGGAUGGCUUGUAUAGUAUUUCAGAGCCUCAAUAUUUGUAAUGUUCCAUCUGGUUCUCAUGCCUUCAAUGUGUCCAGUUGCACCAAGCUGUCUUUGUUUAACUGUUCCAUUUGGUUUCUCUUCCUGUCUCUGGUGCUUGUCCUACUCAUUAAUAUUAAUACCGACUGGAAUUUUCUGCUAACCACAUAACGUACUUUCUUGUAAAUACCUGCAAGUGUUUCCCCUUUAUUAUUACUUUAGCUUUGUUAAUUUACUAUGAGCUGUGAAGCAGAUUUGGUUCUUUUCCUGCCUUGUAUAGUUAAAACACUAGGUUUUCUCUUCACCCAAGCUUCUCUUUUCUGGCACUUGGUUCACUAUACUUUGUGUGUGUUCUUGCAUUCUGGUAUUUUGCUUUCUUACAUUGAUAAGUGAACCAUAUAUUUUUCCAGUAUCUCUUGCCCAUUUCCUUGUUGGUUGAUACAAACUUGCAUGUUGCUGCUGUCCACAUCUGACUAUAGUUUACUGUAAUUUCUUGGGUUAUUUAUCCCAUGAAUUCAUCACUCCACUCUACUUGUGUCAAAAAAUGCCUCUUCUCUGUAGUCACUUGUUAAUAUACAUAAAUCUCUGAAUCUCCUGUUUCUUAAGUGUGAUCUUCAUUAUGUAGCAUGCAACCCCUCGAGGGAGGCACCUUGAUGCCAGUGAGGAGGCUUGAUCCAGGGAAUUGGACCUGUCUUUCUAUUCCUUGGAUCAGACCUGAUUACCUUGCAUUCCCCAGGCACUGUAUGAUCCCUCUGGGUUUAAUGCUUCCCAAUGGUUGUAGUAUUAAUCCCUUUGUUUGUGUGUUGUGUGGUUUGAUAAUAAGAUGAACUCAGUAAGCCUUGUAAUGGCUAUGGUUGCUAAUCUUGUUGAACUCCAGUAUCUCUCACAGACUCCUCUCAGAAGUUGCCUCAUGAAUAUAACAUAACAUUGAAUACCUUUGACAAAAUGAGUGGUGGAUUUUAUUAAAUUGUUCCAAACAUACUAGAAAUGUUGUAAACAUGCAACUAUUUGCACACCAUGAAGAAUGUAUUAUUUUUUAAAUAUAUCUUAACACUUGUAGAAAAUUUUAUCUAUUAUAAGGUUAUGCCAUGGUGUGUUCAGAUUAAUCAAAUUGUUCAUGCAUAAAAUUGUAUAUGGUAGUAUGUUUAUUGGAAUGGCAUUCAGCAUUUCAUUUGAAAUAGGCAAAUCCAGAGCUAUAUUUGGGUAGUUAUAAUGUGUAGGUACUUUAAUAAUACAUUAUGAAUGAUUUGCAGCAUUUUUAAAUAUGUAACCAAAAAUGACAAAAGUCUUAGUGAAUAUAAAAUCAUCAGGAAUAUGUAGCUAUAAUAAAUUAUUAGUCUGUAUAACUUUACAGGUUUAGUGCUUCCUUGUCAUUAUACUGUAAUAAUAUAAUUGUCAUUAUCAUCACCAUGUAGUAUAUCUUUUUCUCUUAUUUUUGUUCUUUUCCUUCUCAGUCCUCCUUUAUUCUUAGUUACUGAACUGAGUGUAUUUGUUAUAUGUCCAUACAUAGUACUGCUCAGAUAUUUAAUGCGUGUUUUAAUAUUUUUCUUUCAAGUACAUGUCUAUGCUUACCAAAAGUCAUGUUCUUUACAAAUACUGUACUGUAUACGUGUAUUCUGUUAAAUAAUUUUUUGUUCCUAUGCAUACAGGUAUUUUACAAUACUUUAUGUACAUCAUUGGUGUAACCAAUAUAUCUUUCAAAGAUUUACUAUUGUAUGGUAAUACUGAUAACUACAGUAGUACUGAGAAGUAUACCGGGAGUUUGGAGUUCGUUUCUUCUCAUUCACAGCAGCUGUUUAAAAGGUAUAAGGCAAUCAGUGAGUCAUCGGUGAAAGUUUUGUUUUAUUCUAUGUUGUUAUUCCUUUAAGGAAAGUAUAUGAAUGAGUAGAACUACAUCUGGCCAUUAAAUGCUGUCUCUGUCACGUGUCUGCUGUAUGAAGUGUUAUUUGUUACCUUAUAUUCUGGAAGCUAUUUAGAGCCUCUGUUAUUUAUUUAAUUGAACCUGAAUUUUUUUAUUUAUUUAAGUUACCUUUUAUUCAUAUAUCAAAAUGUGUGAAUGAUCUGCUGUAACAUUGCCCAACCUAGUAUAUGUUGUUAUAUAUGUAAGAUGUAUGUUACCAGUUUAGAGCUACUUAACAUGUGUAGCUUUAUUUAUAACUUUAAGCUUUAAAUUUAAUGUGUGCUUGUCAGGUAUAGUGUGAAAGUUUUACGUAACCCAAUAGCAAUGUAGAAGGCAAAAAAUACACAAUAAAAAAUUGG
Molecule: messenger RNA, 12594 nt
Organism: Cherax quadricarinatus
Lineage: Eukaryota; Metazoa; Arthropoda; Malacostraca; Decapoda; Parastacidae
Biological process (GO): regulation of DNA-templated transcription
Molecular function (GO): DNA-binding transcription factor activity, RNA polymerase II-specific; RNA polymerase II cis-regulatory region sequence-specific DNA binding
Source: RefSeq, a predicted model, not a curated record